AUGCGAUGUAUUCUCGCGCAAAGGAACGGCAAUGAGAGAAACAAGAUCGUAUUACUGCAAACUUCCCUUCUUCUGGGAUUCUAUCAUUCAGAGAUAGACGAGCAUGUACAACCCUGGUACUGGACAGGUAUCGCAAUAAGCAUCUGCCAAAUCCUUGGUCUACACCGUAACCCCGACUUUUCAAAACGAAACCCAUCCAUAACCGAACGGCAAAGGUCCUCAUGGCGCCGCCUGUGGUGGAGCUGUGUCUUUCGAGAUCGCUGGCUUAGCCUUACCAUGGGUAGACCUCUUCGAAUCAACAUGGACGAUUGCGAUACCCCUUUUCCGUCGCCAGAUGACUUACUUUACGAUAUCGCUGGCUUACAGGACCCUAUUUUUGGCUCAUACAUACCCAGCGAUAUGGGUAGACUGGCCGAAUAUUGGGUAAUGCUGAUUUCGUUAAGUCUUCAAUUGGGCAAUGUCCUUGCGAUGAACUACCGAACAAUUCGCCCAAAACCAUCUGCUCAUGAGAUUGGAGCCCUUGAGAAACAAUUACUACAGUGCGAUCUUCCGGAUCAAUACGAAGCUGGCUUAACUAGAGCCUCGAGGUUCUACUCGAAUCAUGUUCAUUUGCACUACCAGUCCGUUUCACCUCUCGAGAUCUCUGCACUCUUGAGGACCCUACUGAAUGACAAUACCAGAGCUUUACUUAUCACAUUCUAUCGUCCUCUUGGCACCGAGUUCCCGCACGAUCUUCAACCCGCGGAAAAGGAGGACUGGCAACAUCGAAUGAGGAUGAAGGCCGACGCAGCCGCGUCUCGGGCAAACGAAAUUUUAGAGACGCUCGUUCAAGAGGGACUCCUUUACUUUGCAGGACCAAUGACUCCUCCCCUUCUUAUCCCCGCGAUGCAAACCCAUCUGCUGCAAUGCAAAUCCGGUGAUGCUCUUUCCAAGCGAAUCAGACUUAACAAGCUUGAAAUGUGCAUGCUUGUGAUGGAAGAGCUUCAGAAAACCUACACUGUCGCCUCAAUCUAUCGGGGUAUCUUCGUCAAAGCAAUAGAACAGAUAUUCCCCGGAUAUUCGGCCCCUACGAUAUAUCCAAACGCCAUUGCCGCUGCUACCGCCCCUCUUGAUCCUAAUAUCCGACCAGAGAGCUUUCCUACGGCUCCGGAUGACUCUGAACAGAUUGCACGGUUCGAAGACACGCAGACUGGCGAUGUAGAUGGCAAUGGUCUGAUGAGUGCUUUGAUGGACGAGGCUUCUAUUUUCAAUUUCUGGGAGACUUGGAAUCAAAGUUAA
Messenger RNA from Penicillium maclennaniae, 1278 nucleotides. RefSeq names its product fungal specific transcription factor domain-containing protein. The record is from RefSeq and is a predicted model, not a curated record. Bases 1 to 1278 code for a protein of 425 amino acids. Lineage: Eukaryota; Fungi; Ascomycota; Eurotiomycetes; Eurotiales; Aspergillaceae. Gene Ontology annotation, molecular function: DNA binding; zinc ion binding. The transcript is spliced from 3 exons. Gene Ontology annotation, biological process: DNA-templated transcription.